AUGUUCUGCAAAGGGCCUGUAAGAUGGGUCUUCGCCGCGCUCGCGACGCAUACUUUCUGGGCGUCCGCGCGUUCAGUGGAGAGGGCAGUAGACUCUAGAGGUCUUACCGUUGACCCGACUGUCGUGAUUCUGGGCGGGGGAGUCGCGGGUGUGAUUGCAGCGCGUACCUUGUACGAGCGUGGCAUCACGAACUUCAAACUCUUUGAGGCGCGAGGUGAACUCGGUGGUCGACUACAAUCCCAAACGAUUGGGGUCUCUGGCGAUGAAUGGGUCAUCGAACGAGGCGCGAACUGGGUACAAGGCACUCAGACGGACGAUGGACCCGUAAAUCCCAUCUGGACGCUAGUCCAGAAGCAUGGCGUGAAGACCCAGGCAAACGACUGGUAUGGCAGCGUGUCUACAUAUGACGACACCGGCGCCGUAGACUACUUGGACAUAUUCGACGCGUCGAGCGACCAGUACACGACGCUGACAGUGGCUGCCGGUGCGCGUGUGCAGAAACAGCUCGUGGACCUCACCGCGAGAAGUGGGUAUUCACUCGUCGGAGCAAAGCCGAAGACUCCAGCAGACAUGGCCUGCGAGUACUACCAGUUCGAUUGGGAGUAUGCGCAGACGCCUGAGGAAUCGUCAUGGAUAGCCAGUUCUUGGGGUAACAACUACACAUACGACACAGACGACGGCGGUUUCGGUGACGACAACCUUAUGUCGAUCGACCAGCGCGGCUUCAAGUACUUCAUUCAGGCGGAGGCGGCCGAGUUCCUCCGGCCCGACCAGCUCUUGCUGAACUCGACGGUCACGAACAUCACCUACUCGUCCGACGGCGUCAACGUGACUCUGACUGACGGCACGGUGCUGCUCGCGGACUAUGUCCUGUGCACGUUCAGCUUGGGCGUCUUGCAGAACGACGAUGUGACGUUCGAGCCUGCCUUGCCGGAUUGGAAGCAGGAGGCGAUUCAGAGUAUGACCAUGGCUACCUACACGAAGAUCUUCUUGCAGUUCCCCGAGGACUUCUGGUUCGAGACCCAGAUGGGCAUCUUCGCAGACAGCACUCGUGGCUACUAUCCCGUGUGGCAAAACAUGAACCUCACGGACUUCUUCCCUGGCUCCGGCGUCAUCUUCGUCACCGUCACGGGCGACGAGUCGGUGCGCAUCGAAGCCCUGUCCGAUGACGAGGUGCAAGCCGAGGUCAUGGAAGUCCUCCACGAGAUGUUCCCGAACGUGACCAUCCCCGAGCCGACGGCGUUCUACUUCCCCAGGUGGCACAGCGACCCGCUCUUCCGCGGGUCCUACUCCAACUGGCCCUCGUCAUUCUUCAGCGGGCACCACGAGAACCUCCGCGCCACGGUCGAGGACCGGCUGUGGUUCGCCGGCGAGGCGACGAGUCAAAAGUACUUCGGAUUCCUGCAUGGCGCGUACUUCGAGGGACUGAACGUGGGCACGCAGCUCGCGGACUGCAUCAACGCCGGCGGAUGCGCAGGGAGUACGCACAUCGCUGAGAUCACGAACGCUCUACCAUACACAAUCUGA
Rhodofomes roseus is the source of this 1527-nucleotide messenger RNA. Its product is annotated as amine oxidase. Bases 1 to 1527 code for a protein of 508 amino acids. NCBI's taxonomy places the organism in Eukaryota, Fungi, Basidiomycota, Agaricomycetes, Polyporales, Fomitopsidaceae. Gene Ontology annotation, molecular function: oxidoreductase activity. The record is from RefSeq and is a predicted model, not a curated record. The transcript is spliced from 7 exons.